AUGACAACUAAGAAUAUUGCAGUUGGAACAGGUAACAAUGCAACGGCACUGCCGUUCCGUUACCAGUUUGCUGCUGGGGCUGUUGCUGGGAUAUCGGAGAUUUUGGUAAUGUACCCGCUUGAUGUAGUCAAGACACGGAUCCAACUUCAGCAUGGCAAAGUCGUUGAUGGUGAAGGGUACAAUGGUGUCUUGGACUGCUUCAAAAAGAUUAUCAGGAAUGAGGGUGUGUUAAGAUUAUAUCGCGGUAUUACUGCGCCUAUACUGAUGGAGGUACCCAAGCGUGCCAUCAAGUUCUCAGCGAACGACACUUUCACACAGUUUUAUCAACACCUGUUCUCUACUCCGACAGUAACCCAACCUCUCGCAGUCCUCACAGGUGCCAGCGCCGGCGCAACAGAAUCCCUCGUAGUUGUUCCUUUCGAGCUCCUCAAGAUUCGACUACAGGAUAAGACCUCUGCAUCACGAUACAACGGCCUCCUCGACUGUCUCGUCAAAGUAGUUCGCCAAGAGGGGCCAUUAGCACUAUACAACGGUUUCGAAGCCACGUUAUGGCGGCAUAUUGUAUGGAACGCCGGGUAUUUUGGCUGCAUUUUCCAGGUGCGGGCUCAGCUACCCGCUCCAGCGACAUCGAGCAACCCGAGAAGACAGAAAAUGGGGAACGAUCUCAUCGCCGGAUUUGUGGGAGGUGUUGUGGGAACGACAUUCAACACGCCAUUAGAUGUAGUCAAGAGUCGAAUACAGAGCGUCGCUAAAACACCUGGUGUAAGGCAGAAGUACGCUUGGGCGUGGCCGAGCCUGGGGGUCGUUGCAAGAGAAGAAGGGUUCAGAGCGUUAUACAAGGGAUACGUGGCGAAAAUACUCAGAUUUGGACCAGGUGGAGGUGUAUUGCUGGUCGUGUAUUCUGCAGUGUUGGAUAUGUUCGCCAAAACAGCAUAA
Alternaria arborescens is the source of this 936-nucleotide messenger RNA. Its product is annotated as putative mitochondrial 2-oxodicarboxylate carrier. The transcript is spliced from 3 exons. NCBI's taxonomy places the organism in Eukaryota, Fungi, Ascomycota, Dothideomycetes, Pleosporales, Pleosporaceae. Gene Ontology annotation, biological process: mitochondrial ATP transmembrane transport; mitochondrial ADP transmembrane transport. The coding region runs from base 1 to 936 and encodes 311 amino acids. Gene Ontology annotation, molecular function: ATP:ADP antiporter activity. The record is from RefSeq and is a predicted model, not a curated record. Gene Ontology annotation, cellular component: mitochondrial inner membrane.